Messenger RNA from Solanum dulcamara, 1278 nucleotides. RefSeq names its product protein JINGUBANG-like. Gene Ontology annotation, molecular function: protein binding. Lineage: Eukaryota; Viridiplantae; Streptophyta; Magnoliopsida; Solanales; Solanaceae. The transcript is spliced from 2 exons. The coding region runs from base 1 to 1230 and encodes 409 amino acids. The record is from RefSeq and is a predicted model, not a curated record.
AUGUCCUCUACGAUGAAUGACGAUGAUUUUAAUCGAAAAAACAAAUUUUCUGGUUAUGAUCGUCUUAGUUAUGAAUAUUCUCCUAUGAAUAUGUCACCAUGGAACCAAAGUUGUAAUUUAAAUGCUACAAAUUUGUGUGAUAAUGACGAUGACGACGAUGACGAUGUUUCGAAAAAUAACCACAAAAUUUGUCUAAUUGGUUCACUUGUUCGUGAAGAAGGACAUAUUUAUUCUUUGGCUACAAAAAAUGAUCUUCUUUAUACAGGUUCUGAUAGCAAAAAUAUACGUGUGUGGAAGGAUAUGAAGGAAUUUUCAGCUUUUAAAUCAAAUAGUGGUCUUGUUAAAGCCAUUAUUAUUUCUGGAGACAAGAUUUUCACCGGUCAUCAAGAUGGAAAAGUUCGUGUUUGGAAGGUACAACCUAACAAUCCUAGUAGUUUCAAGCCUGCUGGAACUCUACCAACAUUCUUUGACAUUUUCAAGGCUUCAAUUAGGCCAAGCAAUUAUUUCAUGUCAGCAAAACACAACAAAGCUUCUAUUUGGAUUAAACAUUGGGAUGCAAUUUCUUGUUUAAGCAUGGACCAUAACCAUGGCCUAUUAUACUCUGCUUCAUGGGACAGAACAUUCAAAGUAUGGAGAGCUGACAGUUCAAAAUGUCUUGAAUCUGUUAAAGCACACGACGAUGCUGUUAAUUCAGUAGUAGCUAGUGCUGAUGGUGUCGUGUACACGGGUUCAGCUGAUGGUACUGUCAAAAUAUGGCAAAGGGAAUUUACACCAAAAACAAUAAGACAUGUUUUGGUUCAAACACUUUUGAAUCAAGAAUGUGCUGUUACUGCUUUAGCAGUUAACAAGUCUGGUUCUGUUGUGUAUUGUGGAUCAUCAGAUGGUGUUGUGAAUUUUUGGGAAAAAGAUAAGAAAAUUUGGACACAUGGGGGUGUACUAAAAGGUCAUAAAUUGGCUGUGUUAUGUCUUGAAUCAGCAGGGAAUCUUGUUUUUAGUGGAUCAGCUGACAAGAACAUUUGUGUUUGGAGGAAAGAAGGUUGUGUUUAUAUAUGUUUGUCUAUGUUGACAGGACAUAAUGGACCAGUGAAAUGUUUGGCUGUUGAAGAGGAUAAAGAAUCAACAAGAAGUGAUAAAAAAUGGGUGCUUUAUAGUGGGAGUCUUGAUAAAUCUGUGAAAGUUUGGAGUGUUUCAGAAAUGGCACCAAUUAUGAAGAAUGGGGAUGUUCAAUAGGGGUUCUAUUUGUUAAAAAAAAAGUGUUUGAUGUGUGUUCUGUUUUUA